AUGACAAACGACCAAAACAAAAAUGAUCAUAUCUUUUCUUACAAUAGGCCAACAUCUCUCUUCAUGUACCCAAGUUUGCAAAACUCGAUUGUUUAUUCUUUCCCAACGUCAAGAACUUCAAGUGCUGCUUCCUACUACCAUCAACUCUCCAAUCCUUUCUCUCAGCAAUACACCAACUCAUCAUCACCUGCUGCAACGGCAACGGUGACAGCACCAUCUACAACUUCAUCAUCAUCAUCAGCAGCGCCAUCUUCUGCUUCAUCAUUAGUACCAAACUUCUACAAUGCCAAUAAUCCAAAUAACCUCAACGUUAACAACACCAUAUCUACUGGCAGCCACAUAUAUGUUGAUGUUAAUAACUAUGGACAGCAGACCCAAUAUAAUUACUUCCCAUAUGAAUCUACUACUGCUAGCAUGGUCGAUUCUACAAGGCUCAAUCCAGCAGGCGUUUCAGAUUCCGUGAAGAGUGGGAUUUCUUUGAAGAAUACUGACAGUCCCAGGCUACCUUCAAUACUUUCAUCUACCUCACCCUCAUUAUUAUCAUCCUCAUCCGGCUCCAACUCAUCACCAUCCUCUUUUACUGCUAUAUCUUCAAGACACUCAUCUUUACUGUCUACAAACUCGGUAUUUAAACAGGCCUUUCUGAGAUCUAAAGCGAAGGAGCAAACUGAGUUGUUAGGUGAGCCUGCUCCAGUUUCACCUAAAACUGAAGAAGUUAGAAAUGAACACAGUCAUAUCAACUCUGCUGAAUACUCGAGAUGCAGAAGAAAGAGAAAGAAGGCUUUUGAGGUAGAAAGACAUUACAGAUGUAAUUACCAGUUUUGCAACAAAGCAUAUGGUACAUUGAAUCAUUUGAACACUCAUAUAUUGAUUCAAAAACAUGGGAAAAAACGGUUACCACAAGAGUUCUCUCAGCUUAGAAAACAACUUCGGAAGGAAAGGCGGGAAAGCCUUAAAGCAAUGAGAUCUCAAUCCACAUUUAAUUCCAAGACUGAGGAAUCGCCUUUUUCGUCUUCUGCUUCUUCUUUAAUGGCAAAUAGCGCUUCGCCUGCUCCGUUGACACCGGCUACAAUGGCUGGUGCCGACUCAGAAACUCCAAACUCGUUUUCUCUAUCUUCCUCCUCUACGUAUGUUUCGCCUGAAAUGUCGAAUAAUGUCCCUUUCAAUUAUGGUUAUAAGAACAUCGGCUACAACACAGGUCCUACAAAUGAUGACGAUUUUUAUAAUGGAGGCGGCAAUUACACCAAUGGCAACAACUAUACUCAGUAUUAUGAGCCAUAUGAGAGAAAUCCAGCUAUAUACCAACCAAAAUAUUUGGGGUAUAGUGGGUUGAACACUCAGAGAUAUGGCAAAGAUGGCAACUCUUUUCUACAGCAGCCAAACUACUUGGCUACAGCACCCACUACUGCUCCCGGUGGUGCUUCCGGAUCAGGAUCAUCGAACUAUUGCAUUAUUAGUCACAAAAACAGUGGCAACUUUGAGGCUGGAUUCUCGAACGCCAACUUUUACUGCGACAAACUAGAUUGA
Molecule: messenger RNA, 1527 nt
Organism: Pichia membranifaciens NRRL Y-2026
Lineage: Eukaryota; Fungi; Ascomycota; Pichiomycetes; Pichiales; Pichiaceae
Exons: 1
Coding region: 1-1527 (508 amino acids)
Biological process (GO): regulation of DNA-templated transcription
Source: RefSeq, a predicted model, not a curated record